GAUCUUCCGAUGAACAGGAAUAACAGCUGUAACCUGCGGAAUUUUGACAGUCUCUUCCUGCAUUAGCAUAUACAUAGCUAUACAGUAUAGUCCUUUCCAUUGUGUUUUGCUAGCGUAAAAGCUGCCGCGGGACCAUGGCUGCUCAGAAGAUAAACGAAGCACAUGAACACAUUGCCAAGGCUGAGAAACAUUUAAAGACAAGUUUCAUGAAGUGGAAACCAGACUAUGAUAGCGCUGCUUCCGAGUAUGCAAAAGCAGCUGUUGCCUUCAAAAAUGCCAAGCAGCUAGAGCUGGCAAAGGACGCCUACCUGAAGGAGGCAGAGGCACACACUGAAAAUAGAGCUCUGUUCCAUGCUGCCAAAGCAUAUGAACAGGCUGGAAUGAUGCUAAAGGACAUGCAGAGGAUGCCGGAGGCAGUCCAGUACAUUGAGAAAGCCAGCAUGAUGUAUGUGGAGAAUGGUACACCUGAUACAGCUGCAAUGGCACUGGACAGGGCUGGAAAGCUGAUAGAGCCAAUAGAUCUGGAUAAAGCAGUGAAUCUCUACCAGCAGGCGGCAUCUGUGUUUGAGAAUGAGGAUCGUCUACGACAAGCAGUAGAGCUCCUGGGAAAAGCCUCAAGGCUUCUGGUCAGGCAACAAAGGUUUGAUGAAGCUGCGGUUUCACUUCAGAAGGAGAAGAACAUGUAUAAAGAAAUAGAAAAUUAUCCUACCUGCUUCAAGAAAACAAUUGCACAAGUGCUGGUUCAGCUUCACAGAAGUGACUUUGUUGCAGCAGACAAAUGCGUCAGAGAGAGCUACAGUAUUCCAGGGUUCAGUGGGAGUGAGGACUGUGUUGCCAUGGAGCAGCUUUUACAGGGUUAUGACGAACAAGACGAGGACCAAGUGUAUCGUGUCUGUAAUUCGCCUCUAAUCAAGUACAUGGACAAUGAUUAUGCCAAGCUGGCACUCAGCCUUAAGGUCCCGGGAGGAGGAAAGAAGAAGAAAUCUCCCACUUCCCCCCAGGAAGCUGCUGGGGGGGCACAGGCUGUGGAAGAGGAUGAUGAGUAUGAGGGCGGGCUUUGUUAGCUCCAGUCCCAUAAUGCUCUGUGCUUCACUGUACUUCCCCUUAAAGUGGUGCGGGUUCAUUUCAGGUACGGGCAGUCUCCCAUCCUGUUCGUUCCAGGCUUCAAACCUAAAUGGGGAUUAUAAUCUGCCCAGUCGCACUGCAGAUCUAUCCAAACACUAUUAUGCGCUUGCACCAUUACAACAGAAGCAUGAGAUUAUAGUACAGUACCUUAAUGAUAAUCAUAAUGAUGAUUUCACACAUAUAUAUAUUUGCCCUUUUUGGGUUUGAUGUUGUUUGAAUUAUUUUUCAGUUUGCCCCAUUUUCCAAAGUGGGUUUGACUAGACAACAUGACAUGAAACGUAUGAAUGAUGUUUUUUUUUUUUUAACUACCAGUUAGUCUCAGUUAGGUCAUGGAUUCAAGAUGAAUUUUUUUCCCUCAGUUAAUUGGCAUAUCUGUAGCAAAAAGCUAUCCUUUUAAGUGCAUCAGAUCAUGAAAAAGCCUUAAUUUACACAUGCAACAGAAGAUGUUUGGGCCUGUGAUUUCAUACUUGCCCGUGUCAAGCGUAUUUUUUAUUUUUUGAAGAAGUUAACUGGUGCAACAGUAAAGUGACUAUUUUAUAUCAGAUGUCUUUUGGGUUUUGGAAUAUUGUUCAUCAGCAUAGUAGACAGUAGUGUAGCGGCCAUUGAAGGUAUACCAUUUUUUUCUGUACAGUAUCUAAAAUUAUUUUAUAGUGUUACCGGUUUUGAUCGUAGUAGUAUAUGUUCAGAGCUUGCAUUUACAUAUGGUAACUGGUCCUGCAGAAAAUGUGAAGAAUAAAUAUUAACUUGGUAUAAUGUUUGUGAUUAAUUUAUGUACAGUGUUUUCAACAGUUUGAAAAGAACAGAUUUAGAAACAUCAUGGUAGGUGCAAUUUGUACUGAGAUGAACUGUGUAUUGUAAGAUGUAUUUAUGAAGAGAGGUUUUAUCGGUAUCGUGGAUAUAUUGUUCCAAUCAGCUUCAGCUGGAAACAGAAUUAAGGUGGAAAUACACAAUACGUAGGUUCACAACACUGCGCCAUGAAACAAAAUAUUUCCCUAUUGAUAUGCAACUGACAUGCUGUUUCAGUGACGUAUCUAUUUGGUUAAUAUUUUCUUUGUGUUUGAAAAAA
Molecule: messenger RNA, 2191 nt
Organism: Megalops cyprinoides (Indo-Pacific tarpon)
Lineage: Eukaryota; Metazoa; Chordata; Actinopteri; Elopiformes; Megalopidae
Product: gamma-soluble NSF attachment protein-like
Exons: 12
Coding region: 135-1064 (309 amino acids)
Biological process (GO): intracellular protein transport
Cellular component (GO): vacuolar membrane; SNARE complex
Molecular function (GO): soluble NSF attachment protein activity; syntaxin binding
Source: RefSeq, a predicted model, not a curated record